AGGUUUCUGUGAAGAUGUGGGCUCAACAGUCACCGACCUCUCGCUGCUUUCACCCAUCUUAUUUUUCUGCGACCGGACGUCAGACAGCCAGCGGCAGGCUGGGUAGUGGAGCAGCCUCAGCUCCUAUAGCUGGGUUAGCUUAUCUUCCAUCUCUGCUCUCCUCCCUGGGCCAGUUUGGUGGCAAUUGUUCCGGCAGGUCUGGCUGGUUGGUCCGCCCUGGCCGGUGAUCUUCUCAAAGUCUGCUGCACUUAAUACCAUCCCCACGCCUCCUUUUCAGAUGUUAAUGAAUGUGUUCUGUCAUAUGCCAUUUAGUGAUAAACACAAAAAAAAACACCAAAUAAAGACAAAAAUGUAGCAGAAUUCACAGAAGCUACGGGCUGCAGCAUGUCCAAAAAAACCUACAAGUGUCCAAAAAGAAAAAAUCAUGAAGAAAUUUCGACACUUCUGUAGUUCUUUGGGGUCACGGUGCAACAGAUCGCGUUUUAUCCGUGAUCCGAUUUGUGGCUCAAAACAGCGACACAAUCCGAAACAGUGAAUUUUGUGUCCCUGCUAACUCAGAAGUACAACCAGGAAGCUCAUGUGAACAGUUUUCCGACUCAGAGACUCGUAAUGACGGUGUAAACGAUGUGCCGCCAUGGGACAUUAUGUAGGAAGAAUCGGUGAUUGGUAUCUGCUCCAUCAGCUCACUCUGACCACAUGGUUUAUAUGUGGCAUUACUGUGAUCAGCAUGAGCCCUAAAACGCAUGAUUGGUGCAUCCACUGGACUUCCACAGCAUUUUCUGAAAUAAUGUAACCGCUGAAUAUUUAGUGUGUUUGACCCUCUCGCUUUUUUUACUCCAGGCAGCUAUACUAGGCAGCCCCCUCCCCCCUCUAGAGCCGCUGCUGCUCUUUCCUUAUCCUCUUUUCAGUCUUUCGGCGUUUGAUGUAGUGGAGAAAGCUGCUCUGAGAUCAUUGGAUGUGGGCCCGGGCUGCUGUAGCGUUGAGGCCAAGGUCGGUAAUGUCAGAGGGGAGAGCCGGCGGUGGGAACGGCCAAGUUCAACAGCAGUUAAUCUUGUGCUGCUGGACCAAUGUAGCUGUGGUGCUGAAUGACUUUGCCCAGGUGUGCAAUUUUUUGUGUGCGUGCGUGUGUGUACGUGCACCCUUCUUGUACUUGUUUUGGCUGUGCUCUGUGUGAAGUCGGCCGUGCCAGUGGAGCGUCUCUCCGCCGUGAGUCAUGUGUUUUCAAAGGGCCAGACCGCGCGGUGAAAUACCUGACUACCAGUUAGUCCUCUGCAGCCCUGCUGUUAUUUUUAGAGGCUGCUCAACCUGCUGCUCUGGAAGCAGUCAGGAGACCUGCCAAAACGUCCCUCGCCUCUGUCUCUCUCACUCGCUGUUCUUGUGAUCAGAAACGUAUUCGAGCCGCUCGGAAUAUUACGCGCAGUGUGUACACGGAUACUUGAGUACCUGUUUGAAUUGCAAAGACCUCCACCUGGACUCGAGGAGGAACUGAAUGGAUGAAUUUGGUGGUCAAAGGUCACUGUGACCUCACUUCCAUCCCAUUCUGCUGAUAACUCAGGAACGUCCACUCGCACUCGAGAGGUCGUGGCGGAGUACGAUUACGACGCGCUCCACGAGGACGAGCUGACCCUGCGGCCGGGCGACGUCAUCAAGAACGUGCGCUACAUUGAGGAGGACGGCUGGAUGGAGGGGGACCUCAACGGGAAAAGGGGCCUCUUCCCCGACAACUUUGUUAAGGAAGUGAAGAAGGAAUCCAAAGAGGUCAAGGAAACCAAGAGCGAGCCUAAAGAGGAGGCGUCUCAGCCUCUGAGGAGAGAGAAGAGCGCGGGGAACGUGGCCAACCUGGUCCAGAGGAUGAGCACCAUCGGCAUCCCGACCGGCGGCUUCCUGCCUCAGCCGCCGGCUGCUUCCAAGAAGCCCAAGAGGAGACAGUGCAAGGUCCUGUUCGACUAUCAGCCGCAGAACGAGGACGAGCUGGAGCUGAAAAUCGGAGAGAUCGUAGACGUCAUCGAAGAGGUUGAGGAGGGCUGGUGGAACGGCAGCUUCAACAGCAAGUCAGGAUUGUUUCCCUCCAACUUCGUCAAAGAGCUGGACACCACGGGAGAGGACGGAGACGCCAACGACGCGGCUGCGGACGAGACCGAUGGAAGUGGAAUAGAAAGCGGCGCCUCCCCCGCGCCCCCGCAGCCCGCCUCGGGGAACGGAGUCAUCGCUCAGCCCAAGAAGAUCCGAGGCAUCGGCUUCGGUGAUAUUUUCAGAGAAGGGUCGGUCAAACUAAGGGCCAGACUGCCGAGCCACGAACCGGAGGAGAAGAAGGAGAGACCAAUCCCAUCAUUACCAUCCGCUGCAAAGCCCGCCCAUCCCAACAUGACAGACUCGCAGAGAGCGGACGGAGACGGCAAAUCCAAAGCAAAAGAGUACUGUAAGGUGACCUUUACCUUUGAGGGGACAAAUGAGGACGAGCUGACCAUCAAGGAGGGCGAUAUCGUCCACGUCCUGAGCAAGGACACCGGAGAGCCCGGCUGGUGGCGAGGGGAGAUCGGGGGCAGAGACGGCGUCUUCCCGGACAACUUUGUAGUCGCGGUGUCUGAAGCAGAGAAAGAGACGCCCACGUCGAGAGGCUCGGUGAGAUCAUCUCCCAAGCAGGAGUCAGAAGAGAAGCCGAAGAAGCCACCUCCGCCGUCAAAAAGCAUAGCUCUCAGGCCGGAGGUUCCCAGCGCCGACAGGAAGCCUCAUCCCAUCAGGCCAGAGGACAGAGUUGACAGGGCCGCACCAGAUCACAAACCAUCCAAGCCCGCGGCGCCGGUGGUCCCGCCCAAGAAGCCAGUCCCCCCUCCCGGGAAAGGCAGGCCCGGAGGCUUCCCCCCGAAGAGGCCGGACAAGCCUCUCGCUCCCUCGCCGAACCUCAAGCACAAUGGAGAGGUGCCUUCCACGCGACCAAAGUCCGACUUCGAGCCGUUAUUGCCCACCAAACCCAAAACGCUGUCCGGGGACUGGGGGGAGAAGUCCUUGGAUAUGGAUCUGAUCAGUUUUGACGAGUUGUCGUCUACCUCGGAGAAGCUCUCUCACCCCACUGCUAACAGACCAAAGAUGCCUGGCAGGAGGCUGCCCGCCCAGUUUGGCGGAGGACAUUCGCCCACCAAGGAGGUGAGCAUGGAGAAGUCCUUCAGGUUCGAUGAGGACGAUGCUGCUGCCAAACCAAAGCUGACAGAAACCAGAAAGCCUUCCACGAACACCUUAUCCCAGUCAUCGGCACUCCUCAGGCCCGCCACGACUGGCACCGAGGCCAAGCCGAGCCCCGCGGCAGCCCCGAGCUCAGAGGGCAGCCGGGCCCGACUGGAGCCUGACGAGCCCAACGGCGAGCUAACCGAGCUGAGGAGCCAGAUGAAGGAGCUGCUGAUGUCUGUGGAGCUGCUCAAGGCUCAGCAAAUGAGAGAGAUCGCGGAGCUACGAGCAGAGCUGGAUGAGGAGAGGCUGAAGCGCGUGGCCUUGCAGGUAACAUUGAUCGCCAUAGCAACACAUGCCGGGCUGUCGACAUUCAUUAGUUUAGCCAAAUGUUGAUGAAGACCAGAACAAAGACAAUGGCUGGAAUGCACACCCAUCAAACACAUUGUACCGUGCUUCAUUACAGCUUGUUACAUUGUAUCAAAAGAAAAAAGAGCAGACCGUUCAGCCAAUGUUUUUUUUCUUUUAAAUGAUUAUUAUAAUAUUUUAUGUAAGCUGGGUCAGCUCCUUCCAUUAGUCACAUGGCUGGCGGCGUGCUCGCUUUAGUGGUCCCUGGAGAGUGAACACAUUCAGCCUCCCUGUGUUCUGGCGUGACCCGGCAUCACAAAAAAAAGCAAACAGCGGUGGACGCGAACCCCGGCCCAUCCCAGCACGGCGUCGAUACCAAUCACAUCACAGGAGGAUGGAGCCCCCUGCAGAAAGCCCUCGGCAUACACAGUCCACACACACACACAGAAACAUAGCCGCAGAUUAGUUCCCCCACCACACGGUUCAUUUCUACUCCCACAGAUGUGUAGGAAGAAGAGACGCCAACCAGGGAAAGACGAAGAUGAUGAAAACAAUGGAGAGAUUGCAGUCACACUUCUUUUCCCUCAGGACUUUGGAGCUUUUCCUCUCGAUUCGAAUGGAUUGUUUAAUGCUUUCUCUCUUUCCCUUCCAUAGAAAAUCUUUUUUCCGCUGGCUUCCUGUGCACAUUAACUCUUGUAUUUCUUAACUGGCCCCCUUUUAAUAGCCUCGAAUAAGUCAUUAAAAACGAAUCACUGUAACAUACAUCAGUGUUAUAAGAGCUACCUAAAAUGAAAGAAUUCAGCUUUGCGAAAAUGUAUUUAAUGUGUAGGAAUCAUUCAAUUUCACUUGGUCCACGUCGGCUGAAGUUCUCCUCCAGCUCCUGGCUCCGGCUUCAUUGUCAUUCCGGUACUCCUAAUCCCCGGCAGUAAUAAAACCUCCACCAUUGUGCCUCACAGCGGGGAUCAACGUUGCCUGGAUCACGGGCUCAAAACCCUCCCUGGCAGAUAGAGUAGACAAACUCUGCUGGAGGGAUGGGAAGUUCUCUAUCAGCGUCACAGCCUCCCGUACUGAGUGUGUGUGUGUGUGUGUGUGUGUGUGUGUGUGUGUGUGUGUGUGUGUGUCAUUGUGUCCUCACAGAUAGAGAUAGAAAAACUGAAGCGGACCGUCCACUCGACGUGAAGCCGGCGUCCCGAUCAGCGGUGAGCCUCGAGAUCAGCCGCCGGCCCUUUCGGACCAACCGGAGAGCGGCAGAAGGGGGGCGGUGACCCGGACGGAUUGUUCAGCGGACGGGGGAGAGGGGGGGGAAAUCACGAGAACCCCCGGGCGCACAAUCCUUUUUUUUUUUUUUUUUUUUUUUUUUUCUGUGACCUACGAAAAUACACUCUCCCCAUAUUUGUAAGAAUUACACUUUUGCACAUAUAAAAACAUUAUCAAGCUACAUGUAAUUAAGUUACAAAUAUAUAUGUUUUUUCUUUUCUUUUUUUUUUGCCAACACAACAAAAUUACAACAGAGGCCUUACUUCAAACUACUGCGCUGCCCCUCCCACUCUCUCCCCUGUCACUCCAGCGUUCCUUGAACCCCUCAGGGAGGAGGUUCGCUCUCAGUACUACUGACUUUGUAUAAAGCAAGGGAGCGCUUGUCUUCCUCGCCUCAAUUGUUUGUUUUUUUUAAACGAUGCACAAAUUUUAAAAAAGAGAAAAUGUUCGAUUUCAGUUAACAUCUUCUGAUUCCUCAAAGCAAAUUCAUUUUUUUUCUUUUCCCAGUGCUCCACCCCGAGUCUGCGGUGCUUUCGGAGAGAGAGCGCUCUGCUUUCUUUCCUCUUUUUUAUGUUUUUUCUGCCCAGGGUAACACUACUGUGCCUGUUUUUAAAAAAAAAAAAAA
Molecule: messenger RNA, 5392 nt
Organism: Anarrhichthys ocellatus (wolf-eel)
Lineage: Eukaryota; Metazoa; Chordata; Actinopteri; Perciformes; Anarhichadidae
Gene: cd2ap
Product: CD2-associated protein
Exons: 18
Coding region: 1681-3558 (625 amino acids)
Biological process (GO): cell migration; actin filament organization
Cellular component (GO): cell leading edge; cytoplasm; vesicle
Molecular function (GO): protein binding
Source: RefSeq, a predicted model, not a curated record